CUUGGGUUUCCCUCACCCACCCUGUUCAAUCGCAAUCAAACGCUCUUGCUCCUUCACUUUCUCUCUGAUCAACCAUGGCUGACCGCACCUCCACCACUCGCCUUCACAUCUCCGCUCCUCCUCCUUUCCAGAUCUCCAAAGAUUUACAGGGCUCUGACAAUCCUAUUCCACUUUCACCGCAGUGGCUUCUGCCGAAGCCAGGCGAGAGUAAACCUGGAACAGGAAAUGUGGAAAACCAUGUGAUUUCAACUCCACCAUAUGGCAAUCGCACAGAGACUGUUAAGAUGUCUGGAAAUGGAGAGGACAUGCAUGAUGGCCCUAAGAGAAAGGAUGUCUUUAGGCCAUCCAUGCUUGACUCUGAAAGUGGACGCCGUGAUCGUUGGCGUGAUGAAGAGAGAGACACUAAGUCCUCCAUACGCAGGGAUCAUCGGAGGGAUGGAGACAAAGACCUUGGUGAUGCUCGAAGAGUGGACCGAUGGACGGAAAACCCACGUCGUGGUACAUCUGAUAGAUGGAAUGAUUCAGGUAAUAGAGAAACAAACUUUGAUCAGCGGCGUGAGAGUAAGUGGAACACACGCUGGGGUCCUGAUGAUAAGGAGCAAGAAGGUCUUCGUGAAAAAUGGAGCGACUCUGGUAAAGAUGGUGAUCUGCACCAGGACAAAGGUUUGUCUCAGAUUUCCAAUCCUGGAAAGGAUGAAAAGGAAGGGGAUCAUUAUCGACCAUGGAGACCUAACUCCUCACAUAGCCGUGGAAAGGUAGAGCCUUCCCAUCACCGGAAUGUGACGCCAAAUAAACAAGUAUCUACAUUUUCUUAUGGGCGGGGCCGUGGGGAGGAUACGCCUCCAGGCAUUACCUUUGGACGAGCUCGGCCUGGCUCUGGCGGUAGCUCUGUGAAUAGUGCAUCUAUGCAUUCUCAAUACCCUGGAACUGUAUUGGAUAAAGUUGAAAGUGAGCAUGGAGAAGCUUGUCCCUUUAAAUAUAGUAGGACAAAAUUGCUUGACGUCUAUAAAAUCACUGAUAUGCAUACACAUAGAAAACUAGUGGAUGAUUUUGUGCAGGUCCCUUCUCUUACACAGGAUGAACCAUUGGAGCCUCUAGCUCUUUGUGCAACAAAUUCAGAGGAACUGUCUGUCUUAAAGGGUAUUGACAAAGGUGAAAUAAUUAGUAGCAGUGCACCUCAGGUGUCAAAAGAUGGACGGAACUCAACUGAAUUUACACAUUCAAGACGAAUGAAGCUUGGAAAUGCACCUCUCCAAGAUAGAGCUGAAGAUGGAGGUUCUUACAGAGUGGCUGAUGAGGUUUCUAGUAAUAUAGAAUCAACCUAUGAAGAAAAUAAUUCUAUUAAUCCUGGUGCUGCAUGGCGUGCCACGCCGUUGGGUGAACGUGCAAGCACUCUCAUGCAUGAUAACAGAGAUGUUCCCAGUGAUCUUAGGUCAAGAAACUCAGAUAUGACCCGGUCUCACCAGCCAAAAGGUCCUCAUAAGCAGUGGGAAAGUAAUUUGGAUUAUUUAUCUGACUCCAGGGAUGUAGCUAAGUGGCAAUCUAGUGAGGAUCCUGUUGUUAAGAGGCAGCUAACUGGCAUUUUGGAUGGUGAACUUGAAAUCAAGAGAGUUCCACAGACUUCUCCUGAGGAUUUAUCCCUUUUUUAUAAAGAUCCUCAGGGUCGUGUUCAGGGCCCAUUUAAAGGAAUCGAUAUUAUCGGUUGGUUUGAGGCUGGAUAUUUUGGUAUUGAUUUACCUGUUCGUUUGGAAAAUGCAGCAGUUGACUCGUCAUGGAUGCAACUUGGUGAUGCCAUGCCCCAUUUACGAGCUAAAGCCCGACCGCCGCCUGGGUUCUCUGCAGCAAAACUCGACUCUACAGAGGUAGCUGGUCAUCAAAAUUCCAGUACCUUUGGGAACUUUCAUACUGGUUUGAGUGAGGUUGAGAUGUUGAGAAAUGAUUCAUUGCACAGACAGAGUUCUACUUUAGAAGCUGAAAAUAGGUUUUUGGAGUCACUCAUGUCUGGUAGCAAGAGCAGUCCUCCACUUGAUGGUCUGACAUUAUCAGAAGGUUUACCAGGGUUUAUUGGAAAUAAUUCUGGUAAUUUGGGCCCAUCAGGAGUAGAUAGUGGAAACAACCUUUACUUGCUGGCCAAGAGGAUGGCACUUGAAAGACAGAGGUCCUUGCCCAAUCCUUAUCCAUAUUGGCCCGGGAGAGAUGCAGGAUCCCUUCCGCCAAAACCAGACAUUGUUCCAGAUGUAUCACCACAUUCAAAACUCUUGUCUUCCAUGAGUGAUAAUUCUCGUCAGCUUCAGUCUCAGAAUUCUGAGUUGUUGUCAAUCCUUCAAGGAUUAUCUGACAGGUCAUCCACAGGGUUAAAUAAUGGUGUUGCUGGAUGGCCUAAUUAUCCCUUACAAGGGGGGUUGGAUCCCCUUCAGAAUAAGAUUGACUUGCAUCAUGAUCAGAAUUUUCUUCAAAUGCCAUUUGGAAUUCAACAACAAAGGUUUCAAGCACCAAACCAAUUAUCUUUAAAUAACUUAAUAGCUCACACAGCAGAUAACCCAUCUAGUAUUUUAACAGCAGAGAAGUUACUUUCUUCUGGUUUAUCCCAAGAUCCCCAAAUACUGAAUAUGUUGCAACAGCAAUACUUGCUACAAUUGCAUUCUCAGGCAGCUGCUCCUGCACAGCAGAUGCCUUUGCUGGAUAAACUCCUAUUGAUGAAGCAGCAACAGCAGCAGGAGGAGCAACAGCUGUUAUUGCGCCAACAGCAGCAACUGCUUUCUCAAGUGCUACAGGAGCAUCAUCCUCACCAGCACUUUGGUGAUUUAUCUUAUGGGCAGUUGCAGGGAGGUGGAAUACCAACGGGAAAUUUGCAUGUGGAUCCUUCUCAACUUGAACCGACACAAGAGAUUUGUCCCAUGAGCUCUCAGACACCAAUUCCCAGUGUGCAUGAUGAGCUUAGUACUAAUGCUUUGAAUUUACCUCUGCAAGUAAGCCAGGACAGUAGCUAUAACGUAAGCAGCAAAGCCUUUGUGCAGCUGCCUCAGCAAAUAUUUGGUAAUAUUAGUCAUCAGAAAAGCUGGGGGCCUACACUUCCUGAGCAAAUCAAUGAAAAUUACCAGAAGGAAACGUUGCCUGCAUCAGCUUCUAUUGACAGUUCCCUAUUGCAUGAGCAGAACAGAGCCAAAGAGGAUCCUAACGUUGCGGAGAAACCUCUUCCUGUUUCUGACUCUACUAUAUCCGUAGAGCAGAUGCCAGGCAACACUUGUAGGGCUGAUGUUACUCUUGUGAGUGCAACUUCUGUGUCCGAAGAGCAUUCUCAACCUGUGCAUUGUGUUGCACCGGUUGUUUCUAUGUCUUCGGCUGGAUCUUGUGGGAUUGAGUUACGACUAUCAAGUCAACUGGGUAAGGAUGUGGAGAUUAAAUCCGAUAGUCUUGAAGAGCAGCAGGCUGGAAGAGACAGCUCAAAUGUUGAGCCCUCUGUGGUGGAUGUAAGAAAUGUUGAAGCAUGUGAACCCAAAAAGGCUACUGAGAAGAAAUCUAAGAAGCAAAAGUCCUCCAAAUCUCAGUCUUCUGAUCAAGCAAAGGCAUUGCUGAAAAACGUGACUUUGCAGCAGUCAAAGAAGUCAGAAGCUGAAAAGCCAAAUUAUAGUGAAAUAAAUUUGGGGGAAGCCAGUAAGGGUGAACCAGCUUAUGAAACAUAUCUGCAACAAACAAGAGGUAAGGGCAAUCAAUCUGGAACUGCUCCUGCUGAGGCAGCUGAUCAUCUAGAAGUUAGUGACCUUCAUGCUAAUAAUCCAGGAAGCAUCACUGAAACAGUUGUUGAGAGCGAGUUAAAGGCAGUUAGUUCUGUUGCCACACAGAAUUCUGAAUUACCUUCAGGGAGAGCUUGGAAACCUGCUCCUGGUUUCAAGGCAAAGUCUUUGUUAGAAAUUCAACAGGAAGAACAAAAAAAGUCGCUGACAGAGAUGCUUGUAUCCGAUGUUGUUACUUCUGUCAAUUCCAUGAAUCUGGCAACUCCCUGGGUUGGAGUUGCGGCCAAUCCAGAGUCUACGAAGGUGGCGAGUGAAAGUAACAGAGAAGCAAGCAAUACUGAAUAUCUGGCUAAACCUGAAACUUCUCAAAUUAGUAAGAGCAAGAAAAGCCCAUUACAUGAUCUAUUGGCAGAAGAUGUAAAAAAAUCUAGUGAAAGAAAUGGUGAGGUUUCAGACAGUAUGCUGUCCUCACAAAAUAUAGAUGUCCAUCCAGAAUCCAUAGACGAUGGGAACUUUAUUGAAGCUAAAGAUACUAAAAGAAGCCGGAAGAAAUCUACAAAAUCAAAGGGGUCAGGGUCUAAGGUCUCAAUGCCAGUUGCUCCUAGUGAACUGCCUAUAAGUACAACUCACAUUGAAAAAGGAAAAACCUCCCGCGCUGUGCAGCUGGAGAAAGAACAAUUGCCUGCCAUCCCUUCAGGACCGUCUCUGGGAGAUUUUGUUCUUUGGAAAGGAGAGCCAACAAGCCCAUCUCCUUCUCCAGCAUGGACUACUGAUUCUGGUAGGGUUCCUAAACCGACUUCAUUAAGGGACAUUCAAAAGGAGCAGGAGAAAAAGUUUUCUUCAAUUCCCGCAAACCAAAUCCCUACUCCUCAGAAACUACAGUCUGCCCAAUCUGCUCGGAGUAGUGGUCCUUCAUGGCAAAUUUCAGGUUCAUCUUCAUCAAAAGCUGCACCUGCUAGCAAUAUAAACUCCCAAGCUUCUCAGUCAAAAUAUAAAGGGGAUGAUGACUUGUUCUGGGGUCCAAUUGAGCAAUCUAAGCAGGAAACUAAGCACAGGUCAGAUUUCCCUCAGCUUGCAAGCCAGGGAGGCUGGGGUUCUAAAAAUGUUCCCAUGAAAGGUAAUCCACCCGGAUCAUUAAGUCGACAAAAAUCAGGGAGUGGCAAACCGAUUGAGCGAUCUGUAUCAUCAUCACCUGCCUCUUCUCAAUCAUUGCUGAAAUUAAAAAAAGAUGCCAUGACUAAGAAUUCUGAAGCCAUGGACUUCAGAGUUUGGUGUGAGAAUGAGUGCGUUAGGCUUAUUGGGACAAAAGAUACAAGUUUCCUUGAAUUUUGCUUGAAGCAAUCCAGAUCCGAAGCCGAGAUGUUUCUCAUAGAAAACCUUGGAUCAUAUGACCCUGAUCAUGAAUUCAUUGAUAAAUUUCUCAAUUACAUGGAGCUGCUACCAUCUGAUGUUUUGGAAAUAGCUUUUCAGACAUUGAAUAAUCAGAAAGAUCCUGGAAGCAUGGUAUCUGGAAAUACAGAUUUACAGGAUCUGGGCAACAACGAAGAAUCCUCCUCAAAAGGUGGAAAGAAGAAGGUUAAGAAGGGGAAAAAGGUUAGCGCUGCAGUUUUGGGAUUCAAUGUUGUUAGUAACCGGAUCAUGAUGGGCGAGAUCCAGACAGCAGAAGACUAAUAUUAACACAGGUUUUUGCAGAACUUGUAAAUAUGUUCUGACCAUACUUUGUAAUUUGUAAAUGAGUUUUUCGUUUUAGGAUCUUGUUUGCUUUUUUAACACAGCAGCAGUAGCAGCAUUUAUUGGAUCUGCUCAAGCAAUUUUGUCAUCUCAAUGUAGAAUUCUUUGACGUCUGUCACGCAGAGAAAUAUAUAAUCUUAUG
Gastrolobium bilobum is the source of this 5607-nucleotide messenger RNA. Its product is annotated as protein ESSENTIAL FOR POTEXVIRUS ACCUMULATION 1-like. NCBI's taxonomy places the organism in Eukaryota, Viridiplantae, Streptophyta, Magnoliopsida, Fabales, Fabaceae. The record is from RefSeq and is a predicted model, not a curated record. The coding region runs from base 75 to 5405 and encodes 1776 amino acids. The transcript is spliced from 9 exons. Gene Ontology annotation, molecular function: protein binding.